Sander lucioperca (pikeperch) is the source of this 3871-nucleotide messenger RNA. RefSeq names its product adaptor related protein complex 1 subunit gamma 2 (gene ap1g2). Gene Ontology annotation, molecular function: clathrin-cargo adaptor activity. Gene Ontology annotation, biological process: receptor-mediated endocytosis; intracellular protein transport; Golgi to vacuole transport. The transcript has 22 exons. Gene Ontology annotation, cellular component: AP-1 adaptor complex; Golgi apparatus; membrane coat. The record is from RefSeq and is a predicted model, not a curated record. Bases 209 to 2653 code for a protein of 814 amino acids. NCBI's taxonomy places the organism in Eukaryota, Metazoa, Chordata, Actinopteri, Perciformes, Percidae.
GAUAUUUUGGAGGUUAAACCAUUCACAUAAACAGACUGCCAUGCUAACUUAGCUAGCUCUUUAGCUCGACAGUCUCUCACUGAGCAGGCUUGACAGCAUCUACAAGGUUAGCUCUGUUCGGUCACUUGGCUAGCCUGUGCCUCGUUUCACUGACCUACAUCAUCGACUGGGGGAGUGUCAUACUAACUUGAAUAUAUUUAAUGCUUGAAUGUAUUUUUACAACGUAAAUGAGUUAUAUAGAGCCAUGUCUCCAUCAGUGCCCCUGCAGGAGAUGAUCCGGGCCAUCAGGUCAGCGAGGACGCAGUGUGAGGAGCGCGGUGUCAUCCAGAGGGAGUGUGCAGCUAUCCGGGCACAGUUCAGACAAGCUGACAAUGGGGGGCGAUCGCACAACCUGGCUAAGCUGCUCUAUGUGCACAUGUUGGGCUACCCAGCUCACUUUGGUCAGAUGGAGUGUGUUCGGAUGAUUGCCAGCCCUCGCUACAGCGAGAAGCGUGUGGGAUAUCUUGGAGCCAUGAUGCUGCUGGAUGAGAAACAGGACGCCAGCUUGCUCAUCACUAACUCCAUCAAGAAUGACCUUUCUCACAGUAACCAGUAUGUGCAGUCUCUGGCUCUGUGCACGCUGGCCUGCAUGGGUUCAGCUGAGAUGUGCAGAGAUCUGGCACCAGAGAUUGACAGGCUGCUCCGAGCCUCCAACUCCUACAUAAAGAAGAAGGCUGCUCUGUGCGCUGUUCACAUUGUGAGAAAAGUCCAUGAUCUGGGGGAGCUUUUUGCGCCCGCAGCUCGUUCCCUCCUCGCUGAGAAGAACCACGGUGUGUUGCAUGGUGCUGUGGUGCUCAUCAUUGAGCUGUGUGAGCGGAAUCCAGAAACCCUAGAGCGCUUCAGAAAGACAGUGCCAGAUCUGGUUCAGAUCAUGAAAGGUCUGGUCCUUUCAGGUUAUUCUCCAGAACACGAUGUGGCAGGAAUCAGCGAUCCCUUCCUACAGGUACGCAUCUUGAGGCUGCUGAGAAUCCUUGGUCACAACAACGAAGGCGCCAGUGACGCUAUGAAUGACCUACUAGCUCAGGUGGCGACCAACACUGACAGCACUAAGACUGUGGGCAACGCCGUGCUGUAUGAGACUGUUCUUACCGUGCUAGACAUCAAGUCGGAGAGCGGCCUCAGGGUUCUGGCUGUGAACAUCCUGGGAAGAUUUCUCCUGAACAACGACAGGAACAUUCGGUACAUUGCCAUGACAUCUCUUCAAAAGAUUGUUGGGACAGACCACAAUGCAGUGCAACGCCACAGAGGAACCAUAGUGGACUGCCUGAAGGACCAGGACGCUUCUGUCAAGCGCCGCGCGUUGGAGCUCUCCUUGGCGCUGGUGUCAGCCUCCAACGUCCGCUCCAUGAUGAAGGAGCUGCUCCUCUUCCUCUCCUCCUGCCCCGCUGAGCUGAAGGCUCAUGCUGCCAGCGGCAUAUUCAACGCCGCAGAGAGGUAUGCACCCUCCCAGCGCUGGCACAUUGACACCAUCCUGCAUGUCCUCACCACGGCGGGGGGUGACGUGAGAGAUGAGACGGUGCCCAACUUGAUCCAGCUCAUCACCAACGCCUCAGAGCUGCACUGUUACACCGUCCACAAGCUCUACCGAGCCCUGCUUACAGACAUCUCUCAGCAAUCCUUGGUGCAGGUGGCGUGCUGGUGUAUAGGAGAGUAUGGAGACCUGCUGCUGAGAGGAGAGUGUCAGGAGACAGAGGCUGUUCAGGUCACCGAGGACGACGUCCUGGACGCCUUGGAAACGGUUCUGCAGUCCCACAUGUCGUCCCCGGCAACCAGAGGCUUUGCUCUGACUGCCACCAUGAAACUGAGCACCCGCAUCACUGAUAAUGUGGAUCGCAUCAGAAGCAUCGUCAGCAUCUAUGGCAGCUGUAUAGACGUUGAGCUCCAGCAGAGGGCAGUUGAAUACAAUGCCCUGUUCAAAAAAUAUGACCACAUGAGGGCAGCAGUGCUGGAGAGGAUGCCUGUGAUUGAAAAGAACUCCCCGGGUCAUACCAACGGAGAGUCAGCGGGGGAGGCCAUUAAGGACAUCCAACCAGCCAAAAUCAAGCAGGGAGAGCCACUGCUGCCCCCGCAACCUGCUAACCAGGUGUGUGAUCUCUUGGACCUGCUGGGAGGCUCUGAGGAGACUCUGCAGCCCAGCCCAGCAGUAGGCGCUCCAGCACCGGGCCUGCUCAUCAACACAGCCAGCACUGCUGGAGGAGACCUCCUGGAUCUGCUAGGAGUGUUAGAGCCUGCACCCCUCGCACCAGGUGUGACAGCUCCUACAGUGCCAGUGUAUGAGAAAGACGGUGUGACUUUGACACUAAGUUGUGAGAAACAGUCCGACACGGGCCUGACAGUCACACUAACGGCCUCCAACUCCACUGACUCAGACAUCAGCAGCUUCACCCUGCAGGCCGCAGUGCCCAAGAGUGUCCAGUUACACAUGAAGGCUCCCAGUGGGGACUCUCUUCCUGCAAGAGGCACAGCUAAGGUGACCCAGGUGGUAGUCCUUAACAAUCCAAACAAGGUGAACCUGAAGAUGAGGGUCCGCAUAUCUUACACCAGCCAAGGAUCAGCCUUUCAGGAUACAGUCCAGAUCGACUCCUUCCCUGGACUCGAUGCUGCCGGCCAGUGACGGCAGCCAUUAGGUCCAUCGGGACUAUGACAACAGUCUGUGGAUGAGUCAGCAGGCAUCGCCCCUCACUGACGGAAGGUUUUUUUUUUUUUCUGUGCUGUCACACCCUGUAUACUACCGUCAAAGCUGCGGUUUCUGAAAUUCCUGAUGUUUCUGGUGUUUUAACAGCUGAAGAACCUCGUGAACUUGCAUAGUUUCCCCCUCUGGAAUCCAAGUGUAAAUGUGACUGAUGGCAUUAUUUAACGUGGCACAAGCUUUGGAAAAUGCCCUUAUAUUAUGGAAAUACUAAAAUAUCAGUCGUUAUGGGAUUUUUGCAAUGACAACUCUCCGUAGAAACUUUUUUUUUUUUUUUAAAGCUACUUGUUUCACUCCAUAAAUAUGUACUUUCAUGUGGCUCCUGUCAGUCAGUACGUGCCACUAGAUCAAUUGUCCUCACAUAGCACUCUUGUACUCCCUUUCAAGUGACUUCCUUUAUGAACUAUUUGCCUUUACCAUCUUCGUCUUUGUUGAAAAGCAGCUAAACGCUAAUGACCCACUACUAUUAUUAUAAAAUGCUCCUAUCCAGUACACUUGAUUUUACUGGGAAACACAAGGACAUACGUGAGCUUGAAGGGUGUAGGAUUUUAAACCCAACCUUAUUCUGGUUUCACACCGUUGCAACCACCUACCUGCAUCAGUGUAUCCCAAAAAAGCAAAGCAUUUUUAAAAGCUGUUCCUUAGCCCGGUGGUUACCGCCAAAAGUUCAGCGCGGUGACCUCUGGGCAACCGAGCAGAAUCUGUGCAUGGUCACGUGGGCGGCAACCACUUCCUACCCCUACCACCGUGAUCAAAACCGCUUCGUCAUUGAAAUGACUGGAGGCAACGGGUUACCGUGGGCAGUGUUAAAGCCCCUUUACGUGUUGCAUAUUUUUCAGCUGAACAGCUCAGAGUAUCCUGCUAAUUAUCCUGUGCCUUUCAUCCUCUCAAGAACUGAGGUUUUCCCAUGUACAAAAACAAUUAUAUUUGGUUUUGGAGGCCAAUAAAUGGUUUUAAAUGUAAGCGGUGGUCAUUUAAACAUGUUUUUAUCAUUCCCAUUUAAGCAUGCUUUUCCUGACUAGUACCUCCUAUUCUAUUGUUUACAGAGGCUCCAGAGUUACUUUAUUUUCAGAAGACUGUGUAUAGUGAUACAAGAAGAAUGGGCAUGACACUGUCUACAAGAUCUAUACUCAGCAAAAAAAA